CUCCUGCGCUCAUCUCACUGCUCUCGACAUUUUUGUUGUUGUUAUACCACUCUUCAUUAUGACUGGAAUCGAUAAUCCUUCCCAACCUCUCACAAUUCAACAAAAGGAGCUAUUAGUCAAACAAAAUUCUUUAUCCAAUAACGAGCGACAAUCUCGAACACGCGUCUCGGACCUCGCCAGAACUCUUUUCAGCAAAUUGGCGAUAAUUCCGAAAAUUAAGAAGAUCCACGAAAUCAAGGCCAAGAACGAGGAGCGUAGGAUGAAAGAUUUAGCUUUUUUGCAAGGAGACUCCCCGGAUCCAGCCUCUCCUCAAGCUUCGGUAUGGGAUCUCUCGACAGACGAAUAUCAAGAGCUGGUAGAUUCGAAGGAAAGACUAGAGGAGGCGAAGCCUUAUCUUGAAGGCAAGGUAUACAAGGAGCUGCUAGAAGAACAGAAGAAGAUGGAGCCAAAGGCUUCAUCUGACGAGGGAGACCAGAGCAGACUAUAUGCUCUCGAUUUCGAAGAAGUCGAGUAUAGCUCAAUGGAUUCUCCCGAAAUUGAUUUUCCUACAGACCUUAUUAUCUCACUAAACCACAAUCCCAGAAAAUCCCCUCCUCUCGGCAUCUUCCUCCCUGACAAUCUCAAGAUCAUAGUCCGAGAACUCGCUAGUAUCAAGACAAAAAAAGUCGCGUCGAUUCUUCGCUCAGACAAGAAAGCCACCAUCCUCGACCUCGACGACCUCCUCAGUAAACUCAAAAUCAAACCCGACGACGCUUUCGAAGGUCUUCCCGACGCUUACGACUGUAUUGAAGCCAUGGAUGGCCUCUGCAGAUUUGAGGCCAUCAGAGACUCUAAAGGGGAGAAAGGCAUUCAUUACAUGUUUAUGCACGCUCACUGCCUCUAUUUCAAGAACAAGCCAGACUCGAAGAAGUAUUACAAAUGGUGGAAGCCAGUCGAACUCGAACUUCGACAAAAACGUUUCGAAAGUAUGGUGAAGUUUAGCAGACAGGCAUACGACGAUCAAUGGAUCCUCAUGCAGGCAAAAGCGGACGGUGAGAUGGCCGCAGAGGCGAGGUGGGCUGACCUCGAAGCGAAGAUGGCGAGGUUCCGUGAAGACGAGUCGCGAAAGCGCAGGUCAUAUCCAAACCGCGACGACGACUCAAAGGACUUUCGCACUCGCAAGCCCUUUCGGUCUGGCAAUGGAGGCGGCCCAUCCUCGGACCUCCAUUGCAUCGCUUGCUCACUCCGGGGACACUCGGCGAAGACACACAGCACGUCGGACCCUUCUCCGCUCUGGGCAAGCCUCAGGUCCAAAAUGCUCUACCACCCGACCUCCAACAAACCCCUCUGUGGAAGAUUCAAUAUCUUCGGCACUAGCAAAGGCGACAGAGACGGCAAAUGCUCUGACUGUAAAGCGGAGCACGUCUGCUCGUUCUGUGGAAGAUCAGAACACUACGCCCUCAGCUGGAAGUGCCAACAGAAACCCAGCGAGCGUCGCUGAAUGGCUCGAAAUGGCUCGCCAUCCACCUUUAAAGUAUACCAAUUUUUCCUCUCUCAUUCACCGCCGCGUACAUCCAAAAUCCACUCCACCCGAACUUCUGGAUCUUUUUUCUCGCAUCAUCACUCCAUACGAUCCCUCGGCCUUCCUGCAAAAACUUAAACUUCAUAACCUCUUCCAACACUAUCCUCUUCUCAUAGACAACCUUCGUAACGGUUUUCCGCUAGGCGCAAUGCCCAUCCUCGAUACCACUAUCAUCAUACCAAACAAUAAAUCCUGCCUUGAGCACCCCGAAACAAUGACUGAAUACAUCACCGACGAGCUUAAAGACGCUCGUUUUUCUGGCCCUUAUACCAAAGAGAUUAUGGAACAGAUUAUGGGUGGCGCGUUCUACGCCUCCCCUUUCAUCGUGGCAGUCCAAGAUCAAGGACCAGGUCUUCCGAUGAAAAAGAGAAUAUGCCGACAUCUUUCCAAGGACUCUCGCCUCCUUCCUGCCGUGAACUUUUUCAUUGACAAAAUUGACUUUCCUACACAUUUCGACAUGGCCACCGGCUUCGCCGACAUGGUCGCUUGCGCCCCAGAGGGCUUUCAAGCUUGUACAGUUGACAUUGCCAAAUUUCACCGGACCUGCCCAGUGCUACCGCAUCAUAAGCCAUUCCUGGUAGUUCAAGGGAAUCCAGGUGAAUUCUACAUUGAUAACAACUUCCCGUUUGGAGCCGCUUCAGCCAGUUCGAAUUCUGGAAUGAUAGCAAAUGCGAUGGUCGAUAUCUGGCGAGCAGAGGGGAUACAACCAAUCAAAAAGUACGAGGAUGAUAUUAUCGUCGGUCGUUGUCCCAGACAACGCAAACUAACCGACGGAUCAUACAUCGAGAUCAAUCUUUUGCAACACCCUCACUCCUCGUUUCCAUUCGAUCCUCAGACUCUACUUCCUUUCGACCCCGACGACCCCGAUAUAUCCCUGUUUCGCUACGAUUACGAUAAACCCAACAUGAUGGAACGCAUCAGCUGCCUUCGUACUCCAUGGCAUCCCACCAAGGGUGACCAGUUCUUCGUCUGGCUCACAGUAUUCCUCGGCUUUCUAUGGGAUCUUCCCAGACGAAGAGUAUCCCUCCCUGAAGCAAAGCGCCAAAAGUAUCUAUAUCGGAUCUCCUCCUUCGCCGAUCGAUAUAGUGGUGUACAGUGUCCGCUAGAAGAAAUAGACAGGAUCCACGGUACACUAUGUCAUUGCGCCUUCAUCUAUAGAGAGGGUCGUACACAUCUGGCUUCACUCUCCAAUUUCGGUGCCACCUUUAGAGGUGACCGUUUUAUACGUAGAUGGGUUCCCAGAUCAGUUAAAGAAGAUAUACAAUGGUGGUCAAUAGUACUUUCCGACGCCACCUUUUACAGACAACUUCGCCCUAAAAGACCAAUACUAGACCUUGGUAUCUA
Messenger RNA from Marasmius oreades (fairy-ring Marasmius), 2905 nucleotides. RefSeq lists its product as uncharacterized. Bases 59 to 1480 code for a protein of 473 amino acids. The record is from RefSeq and is a predicted model, not a curated record. Lineage: Eukaryota; Fungi; Basidiomycota; Agaricomycetes; Agaricales; Marasmiaceae. The transcript is spliced from 2 exons.